This is a messenger RNA of Helicoverpa zea (corn earworm), 2237 nucleotides long. RefSeq lists its product as uncharacterized. The transcript is spliced from 9 exons. The record is from RefSeq and is a predicted model, not a curated record. The coding region runs from base 630 to 2018 and encodes 462 amino acids. Lineage: Eukaryota; Metazoa; Arthropoda; Insecta; Lepidoptera; Noctuidae.
CUUUCCAAGUGCUUCUUUACGCAACUGGUGAAAACCAUAUAAUAUAAAAUUCUGAAUAUAUCAAAUCAGAGCGCAGCAAAACGAGAACCAUGAAGAUACCAGAUACUUAUGCACUUUGUGAAAACAUUUUUUCAGAAUUUAAUCUACCCUGCUUACUACCUAAUUUAUUUCAUUUCAUAUUUACAUUUUAAUGUUUUACCCAUUUAUCUCUGGGUUUAUCAAAGUUCAACGCCAGUGCGUAUUGUUUCAAAUGUUUCAUGUCCUCUAAAAUAAAAUUGUGUUCUUAUAUGUUCUGCUUCAAUAAACGUAUUUAUCUCGAUAUGAUUUUAUUAAUCUAUAAUCGAAGAAUGCCUCUCAUUAAGCUUAACAUUAUAAAAAAAAACUUCACGAACGUAGGGUCUCUUUGUAGUCACAAUGACAUUAAAAUUAUCGGGAGUUAAUGCACUGAGUCAGUGCAAUACAAAUAGAUAUUCAAUGAUGUUAUUACAUACUAAAAAACAUUGCAGUGAAUCGUUAUCUGUUGUUGUCAGUGUAUCCUUUUUAACUCUCUUCAAAAGUACUAACUUAUAAUUUGGCAAUAAAAUAACAAAUGUGCAGGUACCUACAGAUAACUGUGAGUUAGAAUAAAAAUGCAAAAUGACAACGCAUCAUACGGCAGUGCUAGUGAUUUACUGGACAGCCAUGUACUGGGGAACGACAAGCUUGCUGAACCAGCGAUGGAGAGAUCUACGAGGUCCAGUCUCGACGCCAAUAGUGUCGACAUUGGAGAAAUAACAGAAUCCCCAGAUACUGAAUACAUGAGUACUUCUGCAAUAUUACAUUACUGUAAAUCUAAGAUAUUACUUCCUUAUUUAAAACUGUUAACUAUUAUGGGACUACGGCCGGUACUAGAUGUAUCGAAUUCUUCUAAGUGCGCAAUAUGUUGUUCACAUUUUCACUCAAUACAGGUGGCCAUACUCAUGUUUUUAGGAUACGUUCUUCAAUAUAUGGCUUGUUUCAGGCGGGACAGAGGAUUCUGUUACAAGUUAGUUCCGCUGGCGUUGACGUCCACAUUAGAAUAUGACAACUACAAACAAGUGUGUUAUGGAAAUGUUAUCUUCACGUAUAUCGGGCCUAGUAUAUUGCAUUACGUGGGAUUUUUAUACGCUUUAUAUUUAUUUCGGAUAUCUGAUAACGAACAAUUACAAAAUCUGAUGGAAAGGGUAUUUCUACUGUCCUCGUAUUCACCGCAAGGAAUGCCCACAACAAAGCCCAAACGGCUGUUACACAUGUUGUGGUUUUUCAUAAUACUUAGCGUCUUGUGGAUGUGCCUGUCAUUAUGUUCAGUCAACUUGAUGUUGGCUAGAGGCAAUAUCAUCUUCAGAUGGAUGGAAACCAGUUCAUACGAAGUCACAAUGUUGCUAAAGAUCUUACUAAUAGUAUGCACAUUGAUUCACGACAUGGUACAAGCAACUAUCAUUACAAGUUACUGCCUGCAGGCACAGUUGCUGCAAGCUCAUCUCAUGUUUCUCAAAGAGCGCCUUCUUAAUCGAACUAUUACUCCACUUAAUUGGAUGAGAGAAAUAGCGGAGUUCCGUAAACUGCUAAAAUACUUGAAUGACGAUCUAGCGCCCGCAGUCUGUUUGUUCACCAUAGUGAACAUAUCAUGGGCGACCUCUGGUGUCAUGUGGCUGCUCAACUUAGAUAAAGUGGACACGGAGACAGAACCACUAGUCGGCAUUAGCAUUCUCAACGAGCUUUUGUGGAUCUCAGCGGUCGUUGUGCCAUUUGUUCAGGCUGCGCGUCUAUCAAAAGAAUGCCGUCGCACUCAGUCGGUUGGUCACGAGCUGUGCGUGCGGCCCUUCCUGCACCAGGACACGUCGCAGGAGGAUAUCACCAGCGUGCUCAUGUACGCCUCCACGCUGCGCCUGCACGCCAAGCUCUUCCACUACCCCAUCGCCGGAAGGUACCUCUGUCUCGUGCUCACUCUCACCGUCAUCGUCCUCUUCUCACUCGGCAUGUGCCAUCUAUUACAAUAAUCUACCAAUAUACAACUUAUAUUGGUAAAUAGAAUAAUAAGACUGUUUUGUAAAUAAUUUAUCAAUUUCUAUUAUGUAAAUAAUUUUAAUUAAUUUAAUUGUUGAACUAAAAUUAUAUUGAAUUUUUAAAUUAUUUUUUAAAAUUGCGCCAAUGUAAUUGAAGUUAUAUCGGGAUAUUGAAUUGAUUAAUGAAAUAAAAUAUCGAAUUAUUAUUUUUGA